Ilex paraguariensis (yerba mate) is the source of this 1793-nucleotide messenger RNA. The record is from the annotation of a GenBank genome assembly. Lineage: Eukaryota; Viridiplantae; Streptophyta; Magnoliopsida; Aquifoliales; Aquifoliaceae.
UAACUACGAACCCAAUCAAUAGAGAAGAGCGUUGAGCUUCGAUUGCAUCGAAACCCAUAAAACCACACACAAAUAUAUAUACCGAAAUCUCUUGCUUCUCACCUUCUCUCCUAACCCUCUAUCAACCGGAGCAAGCACGCUGUGAAGAACGAAGACCUCCAUUUCUGAUUGGGUGAAGUAAAUCGUUUGAAAUGGCUGCACUUGCAACUCCUAGCACGCAUAUUGCAACAACAAAACCUUGUAUUUCUGCUUCUUGGAAACUUUCCAAGUCAAGCAUUGCAAAUUUUGGUACUGAAUUUGGAGGGGCAUCUUGGACAAGGCUUAAAAGCACUUCUCAUAUCUUGUCAACACGGCCAUUGUUCCAGUGUACAACUUGCACUCCACUAAAAUUCAAAAGGGCUGUAACAAAAGCAAUGGCUCAAGCGAGUGAGGGCAAUCCUUUGCCAGGCUUGCCGAUUGAUUUAAGAGGUAAGAGGGCAUUUAUCGCUGGUGUAGCUGAUGAUAACGGAUAUGGAUGGGCAAUAGCAAAAUCUCUUGCUGCUGCAGGUGCUGAAAUCCUCGUCGGUACAUGGGUGCCUGCACUGAACAUUUUUGAGACCAGUUUACGGCGUGGGAAAUUUGAUGAAUCACGAGUGUUGCCUGAUGGUUCUUUGAUGGAAAUUACAAAAGUCUACCCAUUGGAUGCAGUUUAUGACUGUCCUGAGGAUGUUCCUGAAGAUGUAAAAGCAAACAAGCGCUAUGCUGGGUCUGCAAAUUGGACUGUUAAGGAAGUUGCUGAAUCGGUGAAACAAGAUUUUGGUUGCAUUGACAUCCUUGUGCACUCACUUGCCAAUGGGCCAGAGGUCAUUAAACCUCUGUUGGAGACAUCUAGGAACGGAUAUCUUGCAGCCAUCUCUGCAUCGAGUUAUUCGUUCAUUUCGUUGCUGAAAUACUUUGUUCCACUUAUGAAUCCAGGUGGUGCUUCAAUUUCGCUAACAUACAUUGCUUCUGAACGAAUUAUACCAGGAUAUGGUGGAGGCAUGAGCUCAGCAAAGGCUGCUCUGGAGAGUGAUACAAGGGUUCUGGCUUUUGAAGCUGGAAGAAAACACAAAAUCAGAGUCAACACAAUAUCUGCAGGCCCAUUAAGAAGUCGUGCGGCAAAAGCUAUUGGAUUUAUUGAUAUGAUGAUUGACUACUCUUUGGAGAAUGCACCCUUGCAGAAAGAACUAUCUGCAGAGGAAGUGGGGAAUGCUGCUGCUUUUCUCGUAUCGCCAUUGGCUUCAGCCAUCACUGGUGCUGUUGUGUAUGUUGACAAUGGUCUGAAUGCAAUGGGUGUGGGAGUUGAUAGCCCAGUCUUUGGAGAUCUUGACAUUCCAAAAACCAACAAGAGCUAGAGGUAGUGAUCACCAGUGGCUUAUCAUGUGACUUUGUUGAAAAUUUUCUUCAUAACAAAUAAAAGUUCGCUUUGUUCCUUUUCUUGUCAUUUGCUAUGUUCUCCGAGAAUAGGUCAGUUGCCAUCCCUUUUUGAUGUGAGGAUAAUUUACCUUUUACUUAGAUAUGUAGUUUGGAUUUGGAAUUGGAAUUGGAAUUGUGAUGGGGCCUUGUUAGCUUGGUAAUAUUUGCCAAGUGUAACAGCCGUUGUGAGCCUGAAAUAUUUACUGGAUUCACUAUUCUUAACGUUCCUGCAAGUUUUAUUGGCAGUUACUACUCUUGACAUCAUCAUUUUCAUCGAAUUUAUUUUUUUUGUUUGGACUGUCUUGGAAAAGACAAACUGGAGAAAUUAGAAUAGUUUUUGCUAAAUGGCUGGUUAGCCA